Saccostrea cuccullata (small rock oyster) is the source of this 1587-nucleotide messenger RNA. RefSeq names its product formin-F-like. The record is from RefSeq and is a predicted model, not a curated record. NCBI's taxonomy places the organism in Eukaryota, Metazoa, Mollusca, Bivalvia, Ostreida, Ostreidae. The transcript is spliced from 4 exons. Gene Ontology annotation, biological process: exocytosis; synaptic vesicle fusion to presynaptic active zone membrane; synaptic vesicle priming. Gene Ontology annotation, molecular function: SNAP receptor activity; ATP-dependent protein folding chaperone; syntaxin binding. Bases 194 to 1564 code for a protein of 456 amino acids. Gene Ontology annotation, cellular component: plasma membrane; SNARE complex.
GCCUGCCUGCCGCAUUGAAUUUUGAAUUUUUUGGCCUGAGAAACUAUUGAUUAACUUUUUUUGGCCUCUCUGAGUUAGUACGAAGUCCCAUUUCAUAAAAGUUACUUAUUACUGUGUCCUACUUUCACAUGGUACAAUUUUGUUUGUUUAUUUGUUGUUAACUGCACCUCCUUAGAAUGCUCGUGAGGAUGAAAUGGAGGAAAACUUGACACAAGUCAGUGGCAUGCUGGGUAAUCUACGAAACAUGGCUAUUGACAUGGGCAGUGAGAUAGAAUCCCAAAACAGGCAAAUUGACCGCAUUAACAUUAAGAGUAGUGGAUACAUCAGGGAAAGACAAGAAAUGAAAGACAAACCUGUUCCUGCACCACCACAGCAUGUACAUGUACUAUCCUUUUCUAAAGAAUCCGCGCCUUUUGGAAAUCAAUUAGAACAACAAAGUGGGAUAGGCUUUGGGUCACUUCCACCAUCAGUUAGAGCUCCGCCUCCACCAUCAGCAAGCAGUCUAUUUGGAAGUACGCAAUAUUUUGGGUCUUCUGCUGCCUUUGGGGCACCCGUACCAUCCAUUGUAAACUCUGCAAAUCAAUCCGCAUUAGAUUCUGGAAAAAAUGAAACUUCUGGGUUUAGUUUUGGACAACCAUUUGGGGGACCGACACAACAAAUGUCUUUAAACAGUGUAUUUGGAGGUCCAGUCAAUCAACCCCAAGUGCCACAACAACAAAUGUUUGGAGGAUUUGGAGGUGGAUUGCAAGCUUUGGGAGCAUCUCCUGCUGCAGUAUUUCAACCACGACCAUCAAAGAAAACACACGGAAAUGUUGUUCCUCCAUCCCCUCCUACAUCAAGUAAACCGAUUUUGCGGCCAUCAAAACUUGGAGCAAGUUUGGGUACCCCACCACCUCCACCUGCUAUGGCAGCACCACCUGCAGGGGCUCCCACUCCAUGCCCUAUGGCAGCACGAUCUGCAGGGAAACCACCACCACCCCCUAUGGCAGCACGAUCUGCAGGGAAACCACCACCACCCCGUCCAACCUCUAUGGCAGCACCAUCUGCAGGGCCACUACCACCACCCCCUCCACCCCAUGUGGCAGCACCAUCAGAAGGGAGACCACCACCGCCACCCCCUCUGGCCCAGCAGGUGUCAUGGAGAACUAUGGGUGUGAAAUCAAAUUUAGAGAGAGAAAGCAAAGAACAAAAAAUGGAAGUGACAUUAGAUUUGCCAAAAGAAAAACUGCGUCAGAGCUUUUUAAGAGGUCCGGAGAGAAAAGAACAGGAAAAAUUGCAACUGAGAACAUGUAGUUAUAAACUUAAGAAAAAAAAGCAGACAAAAGAGAUUAUCAGCUCAUUCAGAGAAGCUGACAUGUUACUGGAGGAAUCUCCACAAGAAGAGCUGCUGAUGAGGCCUAGUGAAAAGUUUUUCUCCAGAGAGCCUAUGGCAAUGAAGGAGUGUCAUUCGCUAUUGCUGUUGGAUGUUACACCACUUUCUAUAGGGGUAGAGGACGCAGAGGGAAAUUUCUGUGUCAUUGUCGCCAGAAACACCACAAUUCCUUGUCGGAAAGAACAGGUUUAAUUCUUGAAAUAUCUACAUGAAGA